UAACAGUAUCUCUAUUAGGUUUUCAUUUAACUUUUGACUCGUCACUGUGAACAUAGUCGUUUAACAUGGCGCUUACGAGUUACGACAUGUGCGGAAGAUAACGACCAGUCUUUGUCAUUUUUGUUUCCAUUAAACACUUGGUACUGAAUUAAAACAAACUGUAUGAGCUUCUUUAACGAUUUUAGAACAGCUAGAUAAAGGUUAAGUGUGUGUUAAGGGUGAUAUUUUGUGUGUAAACUCGCCUACUGCAAUGGUUAAAACCAGACGUAGUAACGGAGAGAACGGGGAGGUUGAGGAUGAAAAUUACUCUCCAAACGAAGCUGCCAGUGUAUCAGAUGAGAAGGCCUCUAAUUGGUCUCAGAGGGAAUUAAGAAGUAGUCAUAUUAAAGUUAAAAGGAAGAUUCAACGUUGGCCAACAAAAUAUAACAGGAGUAGGCUCAGAGCGAUUAAGAUGCCUCGCAUCAUGUUUCCAGAGAGUGAUACUGAGCCAGAGAAAUACUCCAGAAGAUCACGUCAGGUGCGUGUAUUUUUUACCGAGGGCAAUGACACUCCAAAUAGGAGUAUGAAAAUCAGAAGAAAUGGUGGUGUGCGUAAAAAUUAUGGUGAAGAUAGUGAAGACAAACCGAUACAGCAAAACGUGCGUCGUAGCUGCCGUAAGCGGAAAUUAUUGCAUCACAACUUCAAUGAGAGCUGGAUCACAAAUGAAUUGAAAGUGAAAGGAUAUCCUGACCUCUAUGGGUUUCCUACAACAACCAGUUCAUCUGAUGAAUUCACUUCGGGUGAUGAGGCUAGGGUUAACAAGAGGAAAUUGAAUCAGUCAAGAAGAUCCACCGCACCGCCAAUAACAGAUGAAGAUACACAGUUGUCUCGACAGAGGAGAACAUCUGGUAGAGGAAAAAAUGUCAAGGAUGCAUCCGGAUCUGAAUCAGAAAAUGAGAAUAAUGAAACUGUUAUUGAGAAGAAACCACCGGAGCCAGUUAAAACAGAAGAGAAGAUGGAUACUUCAGAAACUCGGGUUAAAGAAGAGGAGAAGGAGACAAAAGAGACUGAAAACAAUGAGGAUAGUGAUAGCAAUCAACAAAAACCAGUACGCGGUACUCGCGGUAAGGGAAGAAGACAGCAGAAGAAAGAUAGUCAACAAGAAUCUGUAUCGGAAACAUCGUCAUCGGAGUCCGGUAGUGAGUUAGCGUUCCGGCCUCGACGCUCGAAGCGUACGCGCAAACCCAAACCGGCUUUCGUGCAAAUAACACCGCGACAGACACGCGGACGAGGUAAUGCAUUUACAAUAAGAAAAAAACCGUAUUCAUUAAGAGAGAGAAAUCCGAAAUUGUUACGUAGGAAAACGAUACGAUCUCAGUCACCUUCGUCGAGUAGUAGUACUAGCAGCACCAGCUCUGAUACGGAAGAACUCAACGUGUCCAUGAAAAAUAAGACCAAGGGGAGACAAAAGACGAAGUCCACAGAUGAUAAGAAGACUGACAGAGCUUUAAGAGAUAUACAGCCUAUUGAAGUAGAUGGAAGCGUGCGGUUUUCAUCGGUUGGAGGCCUAGAAGAACACAUAAAAUGCCUCCGGGAAAUGGUUCUAUUUCCCCUCAUGUAUCCAGAUUUAUUCCAAAAGUUCAAAACGCGGCCGGCCAAAGGCGUUCUGUUCCAUGGACCACCUGGGACGGGGAAAACUCUUUUAGCAAGAGCUUUAGCGAAUGAAUGCAGCCUUCUGGGGGGACGGAAAGUCGCGUUUUUUAUGCGAAAAGGGGCUGAUUGUUUGAAGAAGUGGGUCGGAGAGAGUGAGAGGCAUUUAAAGCUAUUGUUUCAACAGGCGAACAAGAUGAAGCCAUCGAUAAUAUUCUUCGACGAGAUAGACGCAUUGGCACCCGUGCGAAGUGUCAGACAGGAACAGGUUCAUACCAGUGUUGUGGGCACUUUAUUGGCUGAAAUGGACGGAGUUUGUGAGAGAGGUGAGGUGGUAGUAAUAGGUGCAACUAACCGACUGGAUGCAGUUGACCCAGCCUUACGUCGCGCGGGGCGUUUCGACCGAGAGUUGCAUUUCCCUCCGCCCCAUGCCCCAGCUAGGCGAGACAUAUUGGAGAUAUACACGAGAGAUUGGACCCCACGACCCAACGAAGACACUUUGAACUAUAUCGCAGAGGUCACUAAUGGAUAUGGAGGUUCUGAUUUGAAAGCGUUAUGUUCUGAAGCAGUCCUCAAGGCUUUGAGAAGAGUUUAUCCGCAGGUGUAUGAGAGCGAACACGCUCUGGUCAUUGAUCCCAAAAAUAUUGAAGUAACUCAAACAGACUUAGAAACAGCAAUGGACGGUUUAGUGGCGGCUGGCUCCAGAAGCAGUCCCGCAUCAGCUCGUCGUUUGCCCCAUUACUGUCGGCCGUUGUUCUCAGUGCAAGUACAAAGUGCGGCUAAUCUACUGCCUCCUAUGGAUAAUAACAGAUUGAAAGAGCUGCAAUCAUCGAACGUGUUGUUGAUAAGUGGGGAAUGUGCGGACACACACAUCGCUCCCGCGUUGCUUGCGGAGUUGGAAAAUCUCACAGUUAAAGAAUUGAGUCUGGCAACACUCCACUCGGCACUUGCCUUUACACAGGAACAGGCACUUAUUUCUCUGUUUUCGGAAUGUCGUCGUGCUGACCGCGGCUGUGUUCUCUUCAUCCGGGGCAUUUUAGAAGUGUGGGAGGCCUUACGAGGACCUGGAACAGCUCUGUUGGUGCAGAUGUGGAGGGCGAAGGCAGCCGGUGAUAACACGCUGUUGUUGGCCACUACUAGGCAUUGUGAUUUGCCUGACGAGCUCCGUGAAAUAUUCCCCGACUACAAAGACUGUAUAUACAGAGUGCGAGAACCUAACGCGAAUGAAGUUAUCAAUUUUUUGAAACCACUUAUAACUGAGAUUCCCUUGCAUCCGCCAAUCCUCGAAAAUAAUGAGCCGCCGCCUCCGUUGCCUCGAGCUCCGCCCCCUCCACCGCCCAGAGAGAGUAAAGAAGAGAUAUCUAGAAGAAAGAGAAAGGAGGAUUAUAAGUUGCGGGAAUUGAGGAUAUUUCUACGAGAUAUUUGCAGGAAGCUAGCGUCGAAUAGACGGUUUUAUAAGUUUACCAAACCUGUGGAUUUAGAAGAGGUGACAGAUUACCUGGAAAUAAUCAAACAACCCAUGGACCUGGAGACAAUGAUGACCAAAGUCGACAUGCACAAAUACAACUGCGCCAAAGAGUUCCUUGACGAUGUCGACCUCAUAUGUGCCAAUGCCCUUGAGUAUAAUCCGGAUAAGGCUAGAGGGGUUUGUAGGACAUCAUCAGAUAAGCAGAUACGUCACGAAGCGUGUUCGUUACGCGAUCACGCGCACGCGUUGAUUGACGUAGAAAUGGACAGUGAUUUUGAGUUGGAGUGCCAGGAAAUAGCGAGGCGGAGGCAAGAAGAUGGCAAUAAUGAUACGGAUUUGCCUGAUUUCAUAUAUACAGCUACUACUUUGCCCGGUUUCGAUUCAUCCCACAAUGACAGCAAAUCUAUGCGGACUCCGCAAAAUGGAGAGAAGAGCGAAUCGCAAAGCGCGAAGCGUAAGAGAAGACGGAUUAAUGCAUGGUCCAAGGGAUUGCUGGCUAAACGACCAAGGACCUCUCAAAGGAAUUUCAAAGACAGUCCCACAGCGAUAACAGACGAGGAAUGCAAAGAGAACAAACCCAUCACUUCCACUCCGCUACCAAAUGGAGACGCGUCCUCUUCGUGCUCUGAAGAUGACGUGCCUUUGCGAAGGCCUCCUGAUGACUCACUGCAAUUGGCUCAUACGGAUAACACUUUGAUCAGCACACCGAAGUCAUCGGAAAAAAUAACGAAAUCAUCACCAAAGAAAAGAAAUUCCGGUCAAGAUGCAUCUAGUGGAGAUGCUGAAAAACUACUGAUAAACAAGACUGAAUUAGAUAACAUUCUGUAUAAGAAUGCGAAAUCUCUCCGCGCUAUCGGCUUCGAGGCGCUUCUAGAUUUAUAUUCACAGCUCAAUCACACGAUACAAUUAUAUAGCGAUAAAUAUGAUAGAACGAAGUUGCCACACGAAUUACAUAACAUUGUUACUAGGUAUAUCCAGUUAGCGAAGAAAUAGAGCCGAGGUGUUGUAUUGGUUGACUGCUUUACCGACCGACUGCUGUCGGUAAAACAGAUUUUUGUAGAACGACAAAUCAAUAGAGUUAUUGUUAAAGGGUACAAAGACUUCUAAGCAUUAAAAGCUGAUUCAAUUUUUAAUACUCCAGGACAUUUAUAAAACAAAAUUAAGUAUUACGUAAGCAUUGUGGGGGGGGGGAUGAUUAUUACAUUACGUCAUCAGUAAUUAAUGAAAGCAUUUUCGAAGAUUCCUUCGAAAAUCCAUUCUAUUUUUAUUAGUUCGGAGAGUGUUUUUAAUUUGCAAAGGCUGUCUGUAUAUUCUAGUAGCAUAUUAUCUACCUCAUGUCGUAAACAUAUUUUUCUGUGGAAAAGUCACAAUUUGAAUUCUAAAAAAAGAAACAAUAACUCUAUUGGUUUUCCUUUUACAAUAAAACUCUAUAGGCUUGAUUAGAAUUUGGAAUUAUUUAUUUUCUUUUUUAUAAGAUUGCGUGAGUACAAAUGUUGAAGGUAGGUUUAAAAAAAAAAAUUCUCUCAAUUUUCAUUCAAAAUGGCGCGUUUACCCUUAAAUUAAAUUUUGCUACAAAUGUAAAAAAUGAGGGUACAAUUAAUUUUUGAUUGGAUAUUUUAAUACAAUUAUGAGUACCCUGGAUACUAAAACUGUAAAGGCCACAUUACUUUAUAUGUGUAAUAAAUUGAAAAGAAAAUAAGUUUUCGAUUUUUUAUAAGUUCCGUACCAAGGUAUGCAAAAAAAAUGUGACAUUCUCCGUCACUGUUUUUCAUACAAUUUUCGUAUAAUCAAGGGGUUAUUACCUCUGAUUAUUUUAAUUUGAAAAAAUGUUAAAUGGAGGGUAGUUUUUUCGCUAGCAACACUUUAGCUUGCAAGAUAUUGAUAUUCCUUACUAUAUAAAUUCGUAAAAUAAUUGCGAAUAUAUCGAUUUCGGUAUUAAUUAAGCCCCGUUAUCCGUGAUCAUCUCGUGUGGAAUUCUAUUUUCUAUAUAUUUAUCGCGCAAGGGUCUGCCUUCUGUCAGAAUGACAUUUAUCAAAAUGACAAUAGUUCAAUAUUUAUUCCUGUUGGUUGUUAUGUAGUUGAAACAAAUCCAAAGCCGUCCAAAGCAUUCAAAAUGUGUAUACUCUGAGAUAUUUUGACAGAAGGCAAAGUGCCGUAAACCUAUCCGAGUGGUGUCGGUUUGGGGCACGGUACUUAUCGUCUAGUUGUAUUAUUUACCAUUUAUUUAAGGGAAUACAUUAAGGCCGUCUUGAUAAAGAUUUUUUUACGUUUUCAAUAAAUGUAUUGCAAACGUUUAAUACGUACUUACGCUAAAUUAAAGGCGAUCCUGGGAUCAAAUCACAGGAAAACAAAUUUGGCAGUGGCAAAAUUUUUAAAAACCCCAAGUUCCAAUACGACAAUACAAGAACCCAUAUAAAGAUAGUUCGUACGUAUUAAAUUACAAAGCUCUUACUAUGUAACUUCCAAAAAGGAGUUUGAUUCCGCGAUUCCAAGGUGAUUUUCGCUGAUUGACAGCGAAAGAAACAAUCAAAAGCAUUGCCAAAAAUGGUUGUCAUUUAACUGUCGCAACCAACUUAAUCAGCCGUUCAAUUAAGAGCCUAGCCUUUUAACUAAACAAGGCCGUUUAACUGGCGGCCUUAAUUAUUAAACUGGCUGGGUAAUGCUUAGGCCAUUAAUACGACAAUACUUCUAGAAUAUAUGUGCAAGUAAUGAGACGCCAUCGAUCCAAGUCUUUUGCCUAGAUGUUUAAUUAACUGUCUGAAUCUUUCAGGCCGUUAGUUAAACGGCGCUGUUUAGUUAAAUGGCUAGGGUUUUAAUUGAACGGUUGAUUAAGCUAGUUGGCUACAUAACUACCGAAUUUAUUCAGUAAUGGUUUUUGAUUUUUUUUAACCAAUAUUUUGCUUAAAUAUAUACAAGUGUCGGAAUCGUUUUUGAAGUUACACGGUAAAGCUUUCGGUUUUAUUAAGAUUUUCCAUAUAAACAUAGUUCAAACCAAUUGUAGAUAGCCGUGGCAGUCUGUGAUAAGUCUAAAAUAGGAUUGUAAAUAAAACUUGCUUCGACAUCGUAUUUAUUAACACCAUUUAUUUAUAUGUUCAUUACUAUAGUUUUCUUCAUUUCCAUUAAAUUUUCUUUAAUUGCUUUAAAUUGUUUAUAAUGUAUUCAAUAAUUUAGUAUAUACUCGAAUAACUGACAUUGGUGACGGAAUAUUUAACUCAAGAUGACAACAGUAAUAUGUGUGUAUGUAUAUUUGCUCUGUAUUUCCAUUUUCCCAUAUAAAUAAAUAUGUACCUAUAAUCUUACAUUGCCAGUUUAUUUAUUUGAAAUUGCCACAUUUCCAUUGCCUCUUUAUUGCCACAUUCAAUAUCUAUAAAGCUUACUUAGACUAAGCCAAAUCUUCGCUUACUUAAGAGCAUGCUAAGCUCUUGCUCAGGCUUAUUAUUUUAGCGUUUUGAAAUAUAAGCUACACUUUAAAAAAUAGAUUUAGUUUUUCCUAACAAUAACGAAAUUUUGACUGUGUCAUCAAUGGGCGUUUUAUAAGAUAUUGGUGUUGGUCCUUCGAGCAUUAUAUCUUCCAGAAUUACUAGAGACUCAUCUACAAGCUCCAAUAUUAGAUUAUAUCUCUACCUAUGACCCUUUUCAAAAUUGAUUUAUCCUAUUUAUUAAAUAUUAUAAUUAUAUUAUAUAUUUAAUAUAUGUAUAUAUACAUACAUUAUAUAUAUAUAUAAUAUUUCACGACACUUUGAUCAAAAUUAGCACCAAUUUCUUGUUCAGAUAUCUACUGUAGAAUUUGUAAUUUCCUAAACAUAUUACUGGUUGUCUGCUGUCUUCAUUACCAGGCCGGGUCCAUUCGCAGCGGGUAUGUCCAAAGUAAAUGGUAAAUUAUCAUAUUUUGUAUGUGAGUUAUUUAAUGUGUAUUUGUUACAAUACUGAGUUUAGAUUAAAAAUGCACCGAUUUUGACGGCUGGAUCCGCGCUUCAUUUUUACGUUUCACAUUGAAAUCUAUUUAACUGAUAUUAACGCGAAUUUAUUGUUUAUGGCUGGCAAGAAACUAGUUAUAUACCAUAAAUUCGCUUUUUCCAAAUUGAUUUCUUUUCAAUUGUAUUUUUGAGUUAAAUGCAUGUAGAUUGUAAAGAAAUGUGAGCAACGAUAUCAAAAGCACUGCCACUAAUGUAUGGUUAUGUCAUGUAACUACCAAAUUGUUUCAGUAAUAAGAUAUUAAAAAUUUGGUCGAUUA
Molecule: messenger RNA, 7331 nt
Organism: Pieris rapae (cabbage white)
Lineage: Eukaryota; Metazoa; Arthropoda; Insecta; Lepidoptera; Pieridae
Product: ATPase family AAA domain-containing protein 2
Exons: 28
Coding region: 251-4090 (1279 amino acids)
Biological process (GO): positive regulation of transcription by RNA polymerase II
Cellular component (GO): nucleus
Molecular function (GO): chromatin binding; ATP hydrolysis activity; ATP binding
Source: RefSeq, a predicted model, not a curated record